Molecule: messenger RNA, 216 nt
Organism: Linum tenue
Lineage: Eukaryota; Viridiplantae; Streptophyta; Magnoliopsida; Malpighiales; Linaceae
Source: the annotation of a GenBank genome assembly
AUGCCGGUUGCUGGGCUGACGGCUUGCAAGCCGGCCGUGACGCCGCCUAAGCCGAGCCGCCCGACGCCGGCGUGCUGCGCGGCUCUUUCGAAAGCCGACAUGAAGUGUCUCUGCUCGUUCAAGAACUCGCCGGUGCUGCCUUCUCUCGGGAUCGACCCCAAGCUCGCCUUCAAGCUCCCCGCCAAGUGCAAGCUUUCCAAGUCUCCCCCUUGUUAA